GUAUAAUUAAAAAUAAUGUCAACAAUAAAGGCAUCUCGUCACUUCUUGGUGGGCGUCAGAGUAUGUCCAUGCGAACAGGGACACUCGCGGCUGUGGAAGGUGAAGGAGAAGCGCUGCAUCCAAUCCAUCCACCAACAAGAGCCCUCCGUCUUUGACUAUGUUUUCGACGAGAAGACCACCAACCAGGAGGUGUUCGACAAGAUGGCCAAGAAAAUAGUUCAGUUCUUCGUGAAGGGAGUCAGCGGCACUAUAUAUGUAUAUGGCCAGACCUCGACGGGAAAGCGGUAUACCAUGGAGGGUGACGGCUCGAAUGUGGGACUGAUGAAGCUGGCCGCCAAGGAGAUCUUCCAGAUGAUUCCGGAGGAGAAGGAUCGCACCUUUCUGCUGCGCGUCAGCCAUAUCGAAAUUUAUAACGACAAGAUCUACGACUUACUGGAUAAGAAGAAGCAGGACGUUAAGAUGCAAGAAUCCGGAGGCAUUCUCCAUAUGAGUUGUGAGGAAUGCUUCAUAUCCUCGGAGAAUGAGCUCCUGCAGGUGCUGAGGACGGGCAUGAGACAGCGCCGCAUGAAUGGCCGACCUAACCGUUCCCAUGGCAUUUUUCGAGUGCUUUUGGAAUCACGCAAGAGCGACGGUACCGAGGACAAAGCUGUGAAGCUUAGCAUUCUGAACAUGGUGCAGCUGGCUGGUUCCGAAAAAGGGGCCCAAACGGGCGCCUCAGGAGACGAGUGCCAAGUCAACAAGAGCCUCUUCCAUCUUAAAACCGUAAUGAAAAAAGUAGUUGACCUGCAGAACCACUCAUCAGAAGAGCUCAUUAGCAAGCACAUCAGUUUCCGCGAGUCCAAGCUAACUCGCAUCCUUCAGGCAUCGCUCACAGGCCAUGGACUCACUUCCGUGAUCUGCACCAUCAGGCCUUCCGUCUUGACAGAGUCUCAGUCCACAAUCAGCUUUGGUUUGACGGCCAGGUUGAUCAAGACAGAUAGUUCCGGGCAUGAAGUGGCAUACAAGGAUACGGCGAUGCGACGAAUUAACAGCGACAUCGAUGAUCUUAAAUACCAGCUUAAUCAGGAGCAGCGCAGGAAUAACCACUACAAGGUGGCAGAGAUAGAGCGUUCCAUUGAACGGGAGUCUACCAAGAUAAUUUCAACCACAUCGCUGACCGACAAAUGCCACCAAAAGCGACGACGCACUCCAUGCCCGAGCUCGCCUGAUAGAAGUAAUGAUACGGACUCAGUUGCCGAGAAGGGCGGACUUUCUCAACCCACAUCGAGGAUCGCGAAGAUACAAAUACCCAUUCCCAAACUUACUCGCCUACCUAGCCGGUUUAAUUUUGCUGCCCCGACUUUCCAUUCUGCGUCACCGGAUGUGACUCCGGCUCCAGAAGAAAAGGCCAAAGUCAAAACCCCAACAAGGGAACAGAAGGACUCGAAAAACGAUGCCCUGCUGGCCGAGAUUAACGCCCUCGCUGUGUCCAACCAGUCAGCGAAUGUGAAGAUCCAGAGGUACGAGGACCAGGUGAAGGCAUUGAAGCAAACCAUCGCUAAAUUGGAGAUGGAUCGCUCGGAGGCAUUGGGCCUGUCACGUCGCCUCCAGUGCCGCGAGAAGGACUUGCUGUCUCAGAUCACGGAUAAGGAUACGACUAUAGAGCGUUUGCAGGAGACCCUCGACCAGCUGUCGCGCGAGGUGCUGAACCAGAGCAAGGAGGAACAACUGCGCUCAUUGUGCCCCGAUCUGCAGGCCUGCUUCGAGCGAAUCUGCCGGAAAUGUCAGGAGCUGGGACACCUGCUGCCCGCCGCCGACGCCAAGGGCAUGGAGGUGAUUGCCUGCGAGUGCGACAAGCUUCGUGCGGAGAUCUUUGCCAGUCGUUCGAAGCUGGAGAGUGUCCAGGCCCAGCUCCGUCAAGCCAAUGACGAGGUGACUGAGAAGUCUGACUUUUGCCAGAAACUCUCGCGUUCAAUAUCCUCGGCGCAGGAUGAGUACGGGCAGCUGCAAAGCCGGUACGAUGAUCUGGAGCAAAAGUGGAAGCGUCAGCAGGAGGAGAUUAAGGCCUUACAGGGGGAAUACGAGAAAAUCCAGAGAAAGUAUCAACAACUGCAGGUGGAUUACAAGAAGGAAAAAGGGUCUGGGAAACAAAGAAGUGAAUUGCAGGCCAAGAAUACACAGCUUCUGAAAGAGAUCGAAACUCUAAAGACACGAGUUGAGGAAACUCAACAGCAGCUCGACAAGUCCAUGAACUUUGAAACUGUUGCGAAGGAUUUCAAGGCGGAGAAUAGGAAUCUCAAAGACCAACUGGCGAACCUGAAUACCGAAUACGAUAACCUUCAGAAGGAAUUCGAAUGCCUCUCCACCCAGCUGGUUGAUAGUGUCCAGGAGAACGACAGCCUGCAGCAGAUGAUUAAACAGCAGUCGACUUGCAGUGUGGAAUUGGAUAUCGAGGAUGAAGAGGAGUUUAACGUAAGGCGGGAGUUUGCCCAGCUUGCCGACGUGAUCUUCCAGAUCGAGCUCCAUGCAGAAUCCGAUUUCUGCUGCCUCUUCACUUCCACCAAACUGAAAGGGAGUCAGAACAACAAUCUUAUGCGCCUUAAGCUCUACUUGGACUCAGCCAAGUUCACUGAGGAUAAGGAAGGUGGUUUCGGUAUCACCUCUGCUACGGUCUUCAACGGCCUGAUAAAGCAACACAAGUUCAGUUUAGUUCGAAUGAGCCAAAAGCAACUUGAGGAGGAAACUGGCGAGGAGGUGCACCUCUUGAAAAUGGUGUCCAAGCUGGAAAAGCAGAUUCUUUGCAAGAAUGAAUUGUUGGCGGAUAAGACGUCCCAGGUGAAUGACUUACGAAAGCAGAUACGAACAAUCACAAAAACAUUAGAGGAGAAACGGGAGUCCGGUGGAGGCAAUACGCCUAGUCCCGAUGAGGUGACCACUCUGAAGGAAUCCCUGAAAGAACUGCAAACUAAAUUGUGCCAUCUGCAGGAACAGGUGGAGAGCCAGUUGAAUCAGAUGCUGGAAAAGGACAAGAACAUAGAGAAACUUAAGGCUGAGAUCGAGGAGCUGACCAGUAAUGCCCAGCUUAUUGAGCAGUUGGAGAAAGUGAAUACCGGCCUCCUCGAUCGGGCAACCAGCGCUGAGAAAUCCUUGGCAGAACUGCAACGAAGCAUCAAUCUUUUGCGAAUCAAGGAGGAACAGUCCUCGGCCAAAAACGAGAAGCAACUCAGCGACCUCCAAGAGGAGCUGAAGAAUACCAAACUGAAGCUUCGGAUGAAAAUAGACAAGAUCAAUGCCCUAAACCAGGAACACUCGCAGAAGCUAGAGACAAACAAAAGCGAGCUGGAGGAGGCUAAGGAGAAGCAUGAGAACGAACUGGCUGCCCUCAUCGAGCAUCUGCGGCUGUCCGAGAAUACUGUCGCGGAGGUAACUGGUGCCUACACGGCGGAACUGCAGGAACUGAAGGACAACCUCCGGAAGGAAUUGGGCGAAGCUGAGAAGCAGAGCAAAGAGACUGUUUCAGUUCAUCAGGAGCAACUGAAGGAGAUCAAAGAUUUGCUAAGCCAAAAGCUGCAGGAAUCUCAUUAUAAGAGUCUCCAGGUGGCCGAGUUGAAGGAGAGGCUGCACAAGGCCGAAGCGGAGCGGGACAAGCAAUCGGCCAGGGCGAUACAGGAGAACUUGUCCUUUGAGGAUAUGAUGCGGCAACGGGACUCGGAGAAUGCAAGAGCUGUGGAAUUGGAGAGAUCCAAGGGCGACCUUGCAGUGGCUCUGGAACAAAUGACGAAGGAGAAAUAUGAGCUGCAUACUCUUUACACGAAAAGCCUAGACUUUGUGGAGCAGUUGCAGGAGCAGCUGGGGAAAGAUGACGAAAGAAGCAACCAUAAGUUUGAAGAGCUCCAAACCAAGUAUCAAAAACAGAUCCAUGACAUGGAAAAACUAAUGAAGGAGAAAAUCGCCCUGCAGUCAAAGAUCGAGGAUGCAAAGGCUGAUCACUCGGUAACCUUGGAGAGACUCUACCAACUCGAAACCGAAAUGGAAGACUUGGCGGCCAAAAAAAAUGUAGAAAAAAUUGGUCUUGAUGAGAAGGUCGAGACACUCGGGGCCAAGGUGACUGAUCUAACCCAAGAAAUGCUCAAAGCCCAGGAGAGGGCCAAGGACUACGACCAACUCCUUUGCACCCACAUGGAGCUGAAAACCUCGCUCUCUAAUGCCAAAAACUUGAGCACCGAGCUGGAGCGAAGAGUCGACCACUUGAAGUCCCAAUUAAAUGUGGCCCAUGAGAAAGUCUACAAACAGAACAAUGAAAUAGAAAAGCUUCGCAGAGAUCUGGAUAUUGCUGUCGAAGAAAGGGAGUCUGCUCUUUCGAAACAGGAGGAUCUGAUGAUGCAAGUGGAGGAAGUAGAACAGCGGAUGUCUAACCAGGCUUCGGAACACAAGAAGCAGAUGGCCGAUUUCCACGGCUCGAUAGAGGAGCUGCCGCUGAAGAUAGAGUCCCUUAAUAAGCAGAAACAGGAACUGGAGGCCGUAAACGAGGAGAUGAAGUUGAAUUUAAAGGCAUCUCAGCAUCUACAGGCCCAGCUGGAGGAGGAGCGAAAAGUAGUUGCUGAUCUACAAGAAUCCUACUCCAAUCUGAAAACUAAAUUAAAGGAUAUGACUCGUGAGCAUGCUAUGUCGAAAGUGGACAUAAAUCUGGAAAUGGAACGCAUCAAGCAGAAUCUUCGGAAAGUCACCGAAGAGUGUGAUAUGUUGCGGACCGAACUUGAAACCAAAGAAGGUUGCGAAGCUCAGCUGGAGUUGGAACGAAACCUUGUCAUCGAUCUGAAGAGUUUUCGGGCCGAUCUCGAGAAGAAAUUGAUUAUUAUGAGUGCCAAUGAGAAAAAGCAUAAUCAGUUAAUGGCUGACGCCAACGAGAAAUGCGAGCAGCUCCGCAAUGAAAUUGAAAAGUUCCAGCAGGAUAAAAUCCAAGCUGACUUGCUCAUCUCCAACUUGUUGAAAGACAAAUCGGAAAUGGAGGAAAAGCUGGCUAUUCAGAAGGAUGUAGACGCAAGUAAGGUUGAACUUGUGGCUCACUUGAGAGCCAAAGAACUAGCAGAAUUACUAGAAAGACAAAAGUUGGAAAGUGAUCUGGAAGAGGCCAACGACAAAUGCACUGAAUUGGUCCAGAGGAUCGAUGCAGUCAGUGCAGAGUGUGAGCAGUUGAGAACACUUCUUAAAACCAAAGAGUCCUUGUUCCGGACCGAAAAGGGACGUCUGGAUGCUACAAUUAGUAGUCUGGUGAGUGACAAGCGCAACUUGGGCGAAAGUCUCUGCACGCUCACAGAUCAAAUCGAAAAAUUGGAGGCCGACCUGGCCGCUGCCCGAUGUGGCUUCAAAGUACGUGGAAACACUUCACCACACUCCCCUUCCGGGUCGCCGCCAUACGCUACUGUUCCACCGCACCGACAUGGCUUAGAUCGCAACUCAGCUAUAGCUUCAAGGAAGCUAUUCAACUUGGAUUCCGAAGUGCGCAGGAAUCGAAGAAUUUUGGCCCACGACCAGAAUCGUAUGCAGUCGUGCAGGAACAACAUUCAGGAUUCUGAAACUAUGACUGAUCCAAUAGAUAUGAAUUUGAAUGGCGAUGUUGACCAUGCUCCUGGUCAACAGAAUGGGAAUCAUCCAGUAAAGGACGAAUCAAACAUCAAAUAUCAGGAGACACUUCGACUGUGUCGUUACCGUGCCGAACUCCUUGAGGAAAUGGAGAAAAAGUUAAGGGAAAUGAAAACUAACGAUACUUCCAAGGAUUGGGAGAUUUCUUCACUUAAGGCAACAUGCGAAAAUCAGGAAAUUCUAAUGGUCUCUCUUCAAAAGAAAUAUGAGGCCGCGAAAACAGACUUGCAGACACUUAAGGACGAGGUUGCUAAUCUGCGGUCAAAUAUCGCAAAAUUAACUGGCGGGCCAGCCGCCAAUUAAGUCAAGUCGUGUAUUCAAGUAUUAAGUUCUUCCGGAUUAAGUGUACAUAUUUGAAAUUAAUAUUUAUGUUUAAAUGUUUAUGUUCACCCUUUAAGUGCUAACUAGUUGGCCGCCAAAAUAAAUUAAUGUUAAAUUAAAA
Drosophila ananassae is the source of this 6064-nucleotide messenger RNA. Its product is annotated as paramyosin. The transcript has 11 exons. Gene Ontology annotation, biological process: mitotic cell cycle; microtubule-based movement. Gene Ontology annotation, cellular component: microtubule. Bases 16 to 5925 code for a protein of 1969 amino acids. The record is from RefSeq and is a predicted model, not a curated record. Gene Ontology annotation, molecular function: microtubule binding; ATP binding; plus-end-directed microtubule motor activity. Lineage: Eukaryota; Metazoa; Arthropoda; Insecta; Diptera; Drosophilidae.